This is a messenger RNA of Nelumbo nucifera (sacred lotus), 1635 nucleotides long. RefSeq names its product Glycine cleavage T-protein family. The record is from RefSeq and is a predicted model, not a curated record. Lineage: Eukaryota; Viridiplantae; Streptophyta; Magnoliopsida; Proteales; Nelumbonaceae. Gene Ontology annotation, cellular component: mitochondrion. Gene Ontology annotation, molecular function: protein binding.
AAAGUGAACGGAUAUCUGACACCAGCGGACUAGUUCGGUCUGCUUACAGCUUACACUCUGUCUGUCUGCCAUGGUGGCCAUGUUUUGCUUUGGCUGCACUUCUGUCUUGUCUCUUCCCACUAAACCCCAUCGCUUGAUCUUUCCUUACUCUGCAAAUGACGCUUCUCAGAUAGGGAAGAACCUCCCCUUCUCCACAACGACCGCCAGCCUCAAUACAUUCUCCUCUGCUCUUGCCACAGUUGCUGCUAUUACUGCUUCUGCGUUGCCCUUCGACGUCUCUCCUCCGCCCAUCGAUCAUGACCUUCUCGAUACAUUGGCAGAUGCAGGGGCAAUGAUCUCAGAAGUAGGUACAGUUGAAACAUUUGGCAAUGAUGAUGAAGCAGUCCAUGCAGUUGAUGAAGGCGCUGUGGUUGUGGACCUUACACAUUUUGGUCGGAUAAGAGUCACUGGAGAAGACAAAAUCCAGUUUCUUCACAAUCAAAGCACAGCAAAUUUUGAAUGUCUUCAUGAAGGCCAGGGGUGUGACACUGUUUUCGUUACACCAACAGCUCGGACAAUAGACAUUGCCCAUGCUUGGAUUAUGAAAAAUGCGGUGACAUUGCUGGUCUCACCUCUAACCUGCAAAAGCAUAGCUGAAAUGCUUAUGAAGUAUAUAUUUCUUGCUGAUAAGGUAGAAGUUCAUGACAUCAGUAAGCAAACAUGCUUUUUCGUAAUCCUUGGACCUAAGAGCAACCAAGUGAUGGAAGAUCUGAAUGUUGGUGAUCUCAUUGGACAGCCAUAUGGAACUCAUCAACAUUAUAGUGUGAAUGGGAUGCCAAUCACAGUAGGUGUUGGAAGUGUUGUCUCUCAAGAAGGUUUCUCAUUGUUGUUGUCACCAGCAGCUGCUGUCUCAGUCUGGAAAACUCUCAUAGGUGCUGGUGCCAUCCCCAUGGGUGCUAAUGCAUGGGAAAGAUUGAGAAUCUUGCAAGGAAGGCCUGCUCCAGGUAAGGAGCUCACAAAUGAAUAUAAUGUCCUAGAGGCUGGUCUUUGGAAUUCAAUCUCCCUAAACAAAGGAUGUUAUAAGGGGCAGGAGACCAUUUCUAGACUAAUCACAUAUGAUGGUGUCAAGCAGCGACUGUGGGGACUUCAUCUAUCAGGCCCAGCAGAACCAGGGAGCCUCAUCACAGUUGACGGGAAAAAGGUUGGGAAGCUAACAAGUUAUACGAUUGGAAGAAAUGAAAAUGAACAUGUUGGCCUGGGAUACAUCAAGAGGAAAGCUGCUUCAGCUGGAGACCAGACAAGUAUUGGUGAUGUGGUGGGUACAGUGGUGGAAGUUCCAUUCCUUGCACAGAAAUCUCCUUUAACAAGUUCAUCAAGUCCUUGACUUCCAACUGAAACACCAUUGAAUGUAAUAGCUAUGAACCUUCUACAUGUCCUUUGUGUACAUAAAUAACUAGGGGUGGCAAUUUCUCACCCAAUCCAUUGAACCCACCCAAUCUAUCCAACCUGCCUAUUUAGCAGGUUUGAAAUGGGUUGAAUCACCCACUGGAUUGGAUUGGGUUGGGUUGGGUUGUGGAUAUCCAUUGAAUUAACCACUAAUUACUUAAUCAUUUUUCUUUAAUUUUCUUUAUAUGAGUGAAACAAUUUAUAUUUAAU